Juglans microcarpa x Juglans regia is the source of this 3199-nucleotide messenger RNA. RefSeq names its product squamosa promoter-binding-like protein 7. The record is from RefSeq and is a predicted model, not a curated record. Gene Ontology annotation, cellular component: nucleus. Gene Ontology annotation, molecular function: DNA binding. NCBI's taxonomy places the organism in Eukaryota, Viridiplantae, Streptophyta, Magnoliopsida, Fagales, Juglandaceae.
GAUGUAGAGGCUUGUGGCUUUACACCUUGCGUCGAUGAUAAUUACAAAACUUCGUGUUGCCACGAUUAGCUCAUUGCAUUUUCCUAUGAAAAAUCCAGGAGGCUCCGGUCUCCAUUCUCCAACAGGCAACAGCUAACCAACCCAACCACCCACCCAACAACCCAGCUGGCUCAGUCACCUUCUCUUCUCCGCCAACUCUCCAACCACCGUGCCACGUCAGCACCCGGUGUCUCCGGUUUUUUUUUUUUUUGGAGACAAAUUUUGCUUUUGGAUUAAGUGAUAUAUGGAAACUCCUCCGCUUCAACGAUCUCCAAAACCUACGGUUUCGGAGCAAAUGGAGGCGGUGCACCCCACGGUGGCCGAAGAAGACCCGUCCUCUUCUCUCUGGGACUUCGGUGACCUCCUUGACUUCAACGUAGAUGAGCACUUUUCCAUCUCCCUGGACCACGAUCACCACCACGACCCGCCGCCGUUCUCUCCUGAGGUUCUUGAACUUCCGCCAGAGGAUCCAGAUGAUUCGACUAAUAGUCGUAUCCGAAAACGUGAUCCGAGGCUGAUAUGCUCCAAUUUCUUGGCGGGUCGGGUCCCCUGCGCGUGCCCGGAAUUGGACGAAAAGAUGGAGAUGGAAGAGAGCGCGCCCGGGAAGAAGCGGGUCCGGACGGCGCGGACAUCGACCCGGACCCCUCGGGCUGCGGCUAGGUGCCAGGUCCCCGGGUGCGAGGCCGAUAUUAGCGAGCUCAAAGGGUAUCACCGCAGGCAUAGGGUUUGCCUGCGGUGCGCCCAUGCGAGCUCGGUUGUGCUUGAUGGAGACGCUAAGAGAUAUUGCCAGCAGUGCGGCAAGUUUCACAUCUUAUCAGAUUUUGAUGAAGGUAAACGCAGUUGUCGAAGAAAAUUAGAGCGCCACAACAAUAGACGGCGAAGGAAGCCUGGUGAUUCUAAAGUUGCAGUGGAAAAUGAACCUCAAGGGCUCAUGCAGACUGAAGAUGUCCCUUGUGAUGUUGUCUAUGAUGUAGAUGGUCUAUACUGGAGCAGCCCAAUAGCUGAAACGGAAGCAGCCUUGGAGUCUGAAGAUGGACAAGUAACCACUCUUGGCUCGGCUCUUGAUUUCCAGAACAUCCCUACUGAUACCGUUGCAUCUUUUGUGGCUUCCGGCGAAACCCAAACGCAAGGGGGGAAAGAUAAUACCAAAUGUUCACCAUCUCCAUUGUACUAUGACAAUAAGACGCCUUACUCAUCUCUGUGUCCAACAGGUCGGAUCUCAUUUAAGCUUUAUGAUUGGAAUCCAGCAGAAUUCCCCAGAAGACUGCGGCACCAAAUAUUCCAAUGGCUGUCCAGUAUGCCUGUCGAGUUGGAGGGUUAUAUUCGCCCUGGAUGUACGAUAUUAACUUUCUUUGUUGCAAUGCCAAAAUUUAUGUGGGUGAAGUUAUCUGAAGAUCCCAUAUCAUAUCUCCAUGACUUUGUUGUUGCCCCCGGAAGGAUGCUAUCUGGAAGAGGAACUAUACUUGUUUUUAUCAAUGACAUGAUUUUUCAGGUUAUGAAAGGUAGACCUUAUGUGAUGAAAGUUGAGGUGGAGGUGAAAGUGCCAAGGCUUCACUAUGUUCAUCCUAUAUGUUUUGAGGCUGGAAAGCCCCUGCAGUUUGUCACUUGUGGAAGUAAUUUACUACAAUCUAAAUUGCGGUUUCUUGUAUCUUUUGCCGGAAAGUAUCUUACAGAUGAUUAUUGUGUGGCACCUCUCCAUGGUCAGACUGGGGAUUCUGCUUCUAGUUGUAACCACCAGUUAUACAAGAUACACGUUCCCCAAACUGAACCAGAUCUCUUUGGUCCUGCCUUUGUUGAGGUUGAGAAUGAGUCUGGCUUGUCGAACUUCAUUCCAAUACUCAUUGGGGACAAAGAAACUUGUGCUGAAAUGGAGAUAUUACAGCAGAGGUUUGAUGCUUCUCUUUUCCUGAAAGGAUCAGAGAUUGCGGCUAUUGGCCCUCUGACUGACUUGUGUGAUUUUUCUGCAUUGAGACAGUCGACAUUUGCCGAAUUUCUUUUAGAUAUAGCAUGGUUACUUAAGGAUCCUGCAUCAGAAAACUUUCAAAAGCCUAUCACUGCUUCACAGAUUCAAAGAUUUAAUAAUAUUUUGAGCUUUCUGAUAUGUAAUGACUCUACUACGAUUUUGGAGAAACUGUUGAAGAAACUGAAGAUUGUGUUAAAUAACUUGAAAUUUGACAGCAUAGUUAAUGGCACCUUUGAUGCUGAUUUGAGCUUACUAAAAAAGUACACUGACAAUGCGAGAGAGAUUCUUCGUAAAAAACAUAAGAAAAGGGAAAGUUCAGUGCUGCAAUCAGGAUCUGUACCAAAAGGGAAUUCUAUUUCUCAAAGUGCUUCCGAAGAUAAUGCACUCUCGGUCAAUGGCCAGGAUACAGAGAUAAUAGCAAAUGCUAAGGUGGGAGCACUGACAUGCUCAGCUUCUAGUGGUAGAAGUGAAACUGUUCCCCUGUUGAAUAGAGAGGUUGUCAUGAAUGUUAAACAUUUAAAGGAAUGGCCAAGAAAGUCAUGCAGUCACAUUGGUUCUGGGACAGUCUUCCGCUCUCGCCCUAGUAUAUUCAUAAUUUCAUUUGCCGCUGUUUGUUUAGGGAUAUGUGCUGUUCUCCUCCAUCCUCACAAGGUUGGACAAUUUGCUGUAUCUAUGCGGAGGUGUUUGCUGGACAGAAUCUAGACAAAUAGUGGAUGACAAAGGAAGUCUUUGAGCCAAAACACCCGGUUGUUCAUCUGUAAGUAUCCAUUGUAUACUAACAGUAGAUUCAGAAAAGCUGUUAGUUAAAACCUUUGGCUUGUGGCUGUGCUCCUUGCGGGGAAAGCUUGAUAUUGGAGUGUUAAUUGCGACUGCUGCAUCGAUCAGAUAAAUGCAGCUUCACUUGCAAGGGCGGGCCAAGGUGGGGGAGACAGUAAGGUCAUCAAUCACCAUUGAAAUUCAAAGAAUGUUUGGGAGUAAUAUUAACAUGUAUGUAUGUAUGUACUAGGUUUCAACACUUUCUAGAUCAAUUUUUUGUUACUGCAAUUUUGGGUAGUUUUGGUAUCCAUGAUUCUGUACUCUGUUGUGUUUGUAAUGUUAAAAAGCUGUUCCCUAUAGAUUCAUAGACUACUUGUAGUCGAGUUGUAGUAAAAUAUAAAAGAGUUAAGAUUUGCCAAAACGGAUGUUAGGGCGAUCUCU